Messenger RNA from Manduca sexta (tobacco hornworm), 1377 nucleotides. Its product is annotated as cuticle protein LPCP-23-like. Bases 74 to 1303 code for a protein of 409 amino acids. The transcript has 3 exons. NCBI's taxonomy places the organism in Eukaryota, Metazoa, Arthropoda, Insecta, Lepidoptera, Sphingidae. The record is from RefSeq and is a predicted model, not a curated record.
AGUCGGUCCAGUGGUAUAAAUACCGAAGCCUCCUCGACGAAAUUAUUCAGUUGCCAACAUCAACAGCACAAACAUGUACGCCAAGUUGAUCAUCGCUCUGUGCGCCGUGGGUAUCGCCCAUGCGGGUGGUUUGUUGGGAGCUGCUCCUUUGGCCUACACCAGCCACGCCAUCGCCGCCCCCGCCGUGUCGUCUGUGUCCUCCUACUCGACGCACACCGCUCACGCCAGCCCCAUCGCUACAUACGCGGCUGGUCCCGCUGUAGCCCACUACGCGGCGCCCGCAGUAGCAUCUUAUGCUGCUCCCGCCGUAGCGUCUUACGCUGCCCCCGCUGUGGCGACCUACGCUGCUGCCCCCGUCGUAGCCAAGACCAUAGCUCCCGCCGUGAGCUCUGUGUCGUCUUACUCCUCCCACACCGCUCACGGCGCUCCUGCAUAUGCCGCCUACUCCGCUCCAGUUGUAGCCAAGACUUAUGCUGCUCCCGCCGUCGCUGCCUACUCUGCCCCCAUUGUGGCUAAAACCUACGCCGCUCCCGCCGUGGCGACUUACGCUGCUGCCCCCGUCGUUGCUAAGACCAUCGCGCCUGCCGUGUCGUCCGUAUCAUCCUACUCCACCCAUACCGCUCACGGCUCUCCCGCGUAUGCUGCAUACUCCGCUCCCGCGGUCGCCGCCUACUCUGCUGGCCCAGUGAUCGCUAAGAGCUACGCCGCUCCUGCAACCAGCCACGCCAUCGCCGCCCCCGCCGUGUCAUCGGUCUCCUCUUACUCGACCCACACCGCUCACGCCAGCCCCGUCGCCACAUACGCCGCUGCUCCCGUCGUCGCCAAGGCCAUCGCCGCCCCUGCUGUGGCUGCCUAUGCUGCUCCCGCUGUAGCAUCAUAUGCUGCUCCUGCCGUAGCGUCUUAUGCCGCUCCUGCUGUAGCGCAUUACGCCGCUCCUGCCGUAGCGUCUUACGCAGCACCUGCCAUAGCCUCUUACGCCGCUCCUGCUGUGGCAUCUUACGCUGCCCCCGCCGUUUCCUCCGUGUCGUCCUACUCAAGCCGCACCUCUCACGGGGCACCUGCGUACGCCGCGUACUCCGCGCCCGCAGUAGCUUCUUACGCCGCUCCCGCUGUCGCCACCUACGCCGCUGGUCCCGUCAUUGCUAAGAGCUACGCUGCUCCCGCGAUCGCCGCAUACGCCGCCCCUGCCUACGCUAGUUACGCUGCUGCCGCCCCUGUCCUGAAGACAUCUGUGGCGUACUCCGCCGCUCCCGCUGUAGCUCACGUUGCCUACGGCGGUCACGGUGCCGCGCACGGUUGGUAGACUGAAUCCACGUAUACGAAUACAUAUUUAAUGUUGUAAAUAGACCAAUAAAAUAAAGAACAUUUACGUAAAUA